This is a messenger RNA of Thamnophis sirtalis, 3291 nucleotides long. NCBI's taxonomy places the organism in Eukaryota, Metazoa, Chordata, Lepidosauria, Squamata, Natricidae. The record is from RefSeq and is a predicted model, not a curated record.
GAGGACGAGGCGACCGAGGAGGGGCGGCAGCAGCAGCGUCGGAGGCGGCGGCGGCGGCCCUAGGAGCGGGGACGCGCCUGCGGGGCCCGCGCACGAUGUUCGGGCGGUCGCGCAGCUGGGGCGGCGGAGGCGGCGGCGGGAAGGCCUCGCGCAACAUCCACUCGCUCGAGCACCUCAAGUAUAUGUAUCAUGUUUUGACCAAAAAUACCACUGUGACUGACCACAACCGCAACCUAUUGGUGGAAACCAUUCGAUCGAUAACCGAGAUCCUGAUAUGGGGAGAUCAGAAUGACAGUUCAGUGUUUGACUUUUUCUUGGAGAAAAACAUGUUUGUGUUCUUUCUGAACAUUCUGCGCCAGAAGUCGGGCCGAUACGUCUGUGUGCAGCUUCUGCAGACUUUAAAUAUCCUCUUUGAGAACAUCAGUCACGAAACGUCCCUUUAAGUAUGCUCGUUUCUUUUCAUGCAAAGCAACGUUUUUGUUGAACACAGUUCGCUACAUAAGCUACACGUGUAAUGGAGGUUCUUGUUUUCUGUCCUGGAGGUUACAGGAUUUGAGACAUUUUAAAUGUAUUGGGUACUAAAUGUAUUAAAUUAAUUGGGACUUGGCUUGGUUAAUAUUCUUCAACAUACAGUACACUGCCUUCUUCCGCAGCAUACCAACGAUUUUGCCUUGUACACGGAGGCCAUCAAAUUCUUCAACCACCCAGAGAGCAUGGUCAGGAUUGCAGCGAGAACCAUCACGUUAAACGUCUACAAGGUGUCAUUGGACAACCAGCCGAUGCUGCACUACAUUCGAGACAAGACGGCCGUCCCUUACUUCUCCAACCUUGUCUGGUUCAUCGGCAGCCACGUGAUCGAGCUGGACAACUGCGUCCAAACAGACGAGGAGCACAGAAAUCGGGGCAAGCUGAGUGACCUGGUAGCCGAGCACCUGGAUCACCUCCAUUACCUGAACGACAUCCUGAUUAUCAACUGUGAAUUCUUAAACGAUGUCUUGACGGACCACUUGCUGAACAGCCUCUUCCUGCCUCUCUACGUCUAUUCCUUCGUCAACCAGGAGAAGACUGCAGAACAUUCUCAGAUCCGAGAAGCCGCUUGUGUUUCCAGCGGUGGGAAGUGCCAGAGGAAGGUGGUGGUCUCCUCCUCGCUGUCUGGGGCCGAUGGCAAAAUCCGUCUGGCCACCCUGGAGCUCGGCUGCCUCCUGUUGAAGCAGCUGGUGUUCAACAAACACGGCAGCAUUAUCAAGGAUGUGCACCUUGCUUGUUUGGAAGGGGCAAGAGAAGAAAGCGUUCACCUGGUGCGGCGUUUUUACAAGGGAGAAGAAAUUUUUCUGGAUAUGUUUGAAGAUGAAUAUAGAACUAUGACCCUGAAGCCCAUGAAUGUGGAGUACCUGAUGAUGGAUGCUUCCAUUCUGCUGCCGCCCACGGGAACCCCCCUCACGGGCAUCGACUUCGUUAAGAGGCUCCCCUGUGGCGACGUGGAGAGAACCAGGCGGGCCAUCCGAGUGUUCUUCAUGCUGCGUUCUCUGUCCCUGCACCUCCAGGAUGAGCCAGAGACUCAGUUGCCUCUGACCAGGGAGGAAGACUUAAUUAAGACAGACGACGUCCUUGAUCUGAAUAACAGUGAUCUGAUUGCCUGCACCGUCAUCACCAAGGACAGCGGUCAGGUCCAGAGGUUUCUGGCGGUGGAUAUUUACCAGAUGAGUUUGGUGGAGCCAGAUGUCGGGCGCUUAGGCUGGGGAGUCGUUAAAUUUGCCGGCCUUCUCCAGGACAUGCAGGUGACAGGAGUGGAAGAUGACAGCCGGGCCCUGAAUAUCGUCAUACACAAGCCGGCUUCCAGCCCGCAUUCCAAGCCCUUUCCCAUCCUUCAGGCCACCUUCGUCUUUUCGGAUCACAUACGCUGCAUCAUUGCCAAGCAGCGCCUGGCCAAGGGAAGGAUCCAGGCUCGGCGGAUGAAAAUGCAAAGAAUCGCAGCACUUCUGGACCUGCCCAUCCAGCCAGCCAAUGAAGUGAUGGGCUUUGGACACAGCUCAGCUGCCACAUCACACCUGCCAUUCCGGUUUUAUGAGCAAGCCCGGCGGAGCAGCUGCGACCCAACUGUGCAGCGUUCGGUGUUUGCCUCGGUCGACAAAGUUCCAGGGUUUGCCGUAGCCCAGUGUCUCGACCAGCCCAACCCUUCUUCCUCUUCCUUGUCAUCCCCGUCCUCCAGCAGGAGCACCGGGUGCUGCGACUCCGCUGUGGCCAGCUCCACGUCCACCCACUCCGUGGCACAGAGCCCAUCAGAUGACUCGGUCACGCUGGAGCAGUCUCUGCCCUCCUCCUCCUCCUCCUCCGGUUACCUGUCCGCAGCCGAUCGCUCGCUGCCGCCAGCUGCGAAGCCUGGCAAGAACCCCUCGCGGAGCAAAGCGGAGACGGCCACCUGGUCGCCCAGCCUGAUUCCUGCCCCGCAGCCGACCAUCUCCUUGAUCUCCGAGGACAGCACGGACAGCCUGAGCAUCGAGUCGCUGACCCUGGUGCCCCCCGUGGCUGCGGACAGGAUCCUUGCCGUGGGCGCUGCCCAGUCCCUGCCGGCCGAGUCGGAGGCCUCCGCAGACCCCGAGCAGCAGUCCUAGCCGUCCUUGGCUCAGGCAGAGUCGGAGGGCCGGGGGACCCAUUGCUGGAGCCGGCCCCCCAAUUCCCUGAAACAAUAAACCAGCAUUUCUCGAAGGGAGGAGUCCAUGAGAGGCAGCUGUGGGGCGCUGCCCGUGGGGCCCACUUGGAGGGGGUGGGGACGUUUCGGAAGGAGCUGUCCCACCUGCUGCCAGCAGAAAGUUUCCCUGCAACAAAGCCCCCUACAGGGCCCUUUGGGGUGGGCCUUCACCAAACACUCGGCUCCCUCUGGCCCAAAAGGCCCCUCAAGGACCCCCGGGGGGAUUUGCCCCAUGAAUCUCACACACACACACACACACACACCGUGCACACACGGACACGAUUUGGAUUUGGUCUGGCAGCCCUUGGCAGUUUCCUUGUUCUUGGUUUCUUUCCUUUGAUUAGAGGGCCGGACAGUCCGUGGGGACCCCCCCCCCUGAGCUGCCCCCUCCUCCUCCCAGCACCCUCAGAUGUAAUAGGCCACCUGUGUGUUUUCCCUGUGGAAUAAUUUUAACUUGAAGUUGUACGCACACGUUACUGACACGGAGUGGGGACUUCCUUGCGUGCGCCCGGAGGGGCUUCUCUGGGUGAAGAGACGGAGGAAUGUCGUCAAAGAGUUUUGUGCAAAGGAUUUCAGAGGAAUGUAAAAUAUUUUAGCUUACG